AAAAACUAUGUUGAUAUUUUUUUAUGAUGGAAUUUUAUGAUGCGACAAAAUCGAAACGGAAAAUACUGUUAUAAAUUAAAAAUAUGUAUAAUGUGCAGAUAUAGCCUCAAGCAAUUUAGUCGGAAAUAUAAAUGCAAUGGUGGGAGAGACCAGUUGAUCAUGGCUUUGGUUGCACCAUCAUUUGUGAUGCCAGUCGAUGCUUGGACUUCUUCGUAGACAUGUAAUUCAUUGUGUGCUUUUAAUUUUUUGACAAAGAUCCGAUAUUAAAGAUGUAUUUAUUUUUUUCCGUCGUUGUUAUCUUUUACGUAUCAUCGUUUAUUAUUGUCGAUGCACAACAUUUAAAAUCAUCGGAAUGCAGUACACUAAAUAAAAUUACUGGAGAAUGUAUCAGCAUACGUCAAUGUAUUCCAUUGUUAGAACGACUAAAAGAAAAACCUCUUCGUCCAGAAACUAUUGACUAUUUAAAAAGCUAUCAUUGUGGUUUCGAUGGUCUAGAUCCACGCGUAUGCUGUCCUCCUGACAUUAAUUUACCUAAUCCAAAUUUGAAUCAAUCGUUCGUAUCAUCUUCAAAAGAUCCGAUUAGUACAUUAGAGAAUGUAGAUAAUAAUGACCCUAUCAUCAGAUUACUCGAUAAUCCUUUGUUACCAAGCGAAUGUGGGAGAGAUUCAAUAACUCGAGAUUUAAAAGCAGCAGCUACUAUCCCUGGCGAAUUUCCAUGGAUGGCACUAUUAGAAUAUAAGAACGGAAUAAAUAGAAGAAUUGUCUGUACUGGAAGUCUUAUUACUAAACGUUACGUACUUACUGCAGCUCACUGUUUCAGCAACAAAAGAAUUGGGAUAUUGUCGAACGUACGAUUAGGCGUAUACGAUCUGAGUUCAGCUAUGAAUUGCAAUGAAUGUGAUGACGUGGACAUAUGCUCUGAUGGUUCAAUCAGAGUUGGGAUCGAGGAAUCAAUCAAACAUGAACUAUUUAUAUCAUUUCAACAAGAUAUUGAUUACGAUAUCGGAUUAUUGCGAUUAUCAAGAGACAUAGUUUCGAAUGAUUACGUUAAGCCUAUUUGUUUGCCUAGAACUUCUAUAGUCAAUAAAAUAUUGUAUAUAGCUGGUUGGGGUGCAACUUUAACGAGUACAUCCUCAAAUGUUAAACUUAAAGUUUCGUUACCCCUCGUUGACAAAGACUAUUGCGCUAAAUUGUACAGACAACAAUGGAAUUUAACUCUAGGUUUUUUACAUAUUUGUGCCGAUGGUGAAGAUGGUAGAGAUGCAUGCAGCGGUGAUGGCGGUGGACCACUCAUGGGUUUUCAAGAUUUACCCAAUGGUGAUAAAAUAUGGACAGUCGUAGGAGUCGUAUCUUUUGGUCCUAGAUAUUGUGGCAUCCCUGGUUGGCCUAGUGUUUUUGUUAAUGUAUAUGAUUUAAUUCCAUGGAUAAUUAGCAAGAUAAGACUUUUUCUCAUUAGGUGUCACUUAAUUUUAAGUGACAAAGAAAUAUACACAAAGUUAUCGAGUAAUCGAAAAAUGUCUAAGAACUCAACCAUGUAUAUUUCAUUUUACAUCAUUCUCGCAACAUUGUUAUUCCUAUUGUGCACUAACACGAGUGCUCAGGAAAGCUGUUUCACGCCAAACAAUGUUAGCGGUAAUUGCAUUAACAUCAAAAAUUGCGACCCAAUAAUAAGAGCUUUGCAGAGUCAAAAAAAACCUUUGUCCAAAGAAAUGAUCGAAUUUUUAAAAGCGUUCCAAUGCGGUUACGAGGGUAAAGAUCCAAAAGUUUGCUGUCCUAGUCAAUCCAAACCAACUUCUACUCCUUCAAGGAAUACAACUCAGGAAAUUCCCGUUGCUCCGGAUAUAUCGAACCAUCCAAAUCUUCGAAUGUUAGACAUCAAUCUUUGUGGUCAGUCUAUUCAAACGAAGAUCGUUGGUGGAGAAGCAACUGGUAUCCUCAGUUAUCCAUGGAUGGCUCUUCUUUCAUAUAACACUGGAAAAAGGCAACCGGAAUUUCGAUGCGAUGGAUCUUUGAUUACAAAACGUUAUGUCCUUACUGCUGCCCAUUGUGUUACUUCAUUGCAAUCAGGUUCAUCGCUGAUUAGUGUUAGAUUAGGAGAACAUGAUGUUAGAACGGAACGUGACUGUGAAAUGGAUGGUAAUGUCGUAUUAUAUUGUGCAGAUAAAUAUCAAGAUUUUGGCAUUGAAAGUGUACAUUAUCACCCAGGAUAUUCGCAAUUAGAAAAUGAUAUUGCCUUGAUACGAUUAGAUAAAGAUGCUAAUUUGACAGUUAAUAACGUUAGACCGAUUUGUUUACCAAAUCAAGAUAUUGCUACGAUUCCGGAACAGCUAAUCGCCACAGGAUGGGGUGCAACAGAGAGAGGCAUAAAAAGUCCCGUCUUACUGCAAGUUCAACUGCCAGCAGUAGAAAUCCCACGAUGUCAAGAGAUUUACAGGAGUAGAAUUCAAAUUUCGUACAAACAACUAUGUGCCGGAGGUGAAAGAGAUAAAGACUCUUGUUCUGGCGACAGUGGUGGACCUCUUCAAUGGUAUGCAUUGUUCGGCAUGGAAACACGAUACGUUCAAUAUGGAAUUGUUAGUUUUGGAAUGAGAAAUUGCGGUACAACAGGUUUCCCAGGGGUUUACACUAAUGUUAAAUAUUAUAUGGAUUGGAUUUUAGAUACUAUUAGGGAUUAAUUCCAUCGCUGACAUAUUAUUUUAUACUUUUUUAUUCAAGCUUUAUUUUUAGUGAUAAUGCGAAUAUUGUUAUGAUAAAUAACAGGAAAUUAUUCCUCAUUGCCUAUUCAAUAUUUCACUUAUCAUUAAUGAGACUUAUCAUUAUAUAACGUACUGAGUAAUACAGAUCUGCCAAAUAAAAAGAAACGAAACAAAAAGAAACCACAUUUCAAUUACAACGUGAACGCAUUUGCUUCGACGUAUUGUUUGAACGUAUAGAUAUUUCACAAAUAUUAUUAUUUAAGUAUAUUUAUUUCUUAUACAAUGUAUACCAGUUUUUAAUUCAUAUAUAUCAUUACAAAAUUAUAACAUAAUAUAAUACUUCAUUAAUUAUUGCACUUAUUGUAAUGUACAAUAUAGUUAACAGCACAUUGACAGUCGACUUAUAUAAUAAAUACAAUUUAAAAGGAAA
Polistes canadensis is the source of this 3126-nucleotide messenger RNA. RefSeq lists its product as uncharacterized. Bases 270 to 2675 code for a protein of 801 amino acids. Gene Ontology annotation, biological process: proteolysis. Lineage: Eukaryota; Metazoa; Arthropoda; Insecta; Hymenoptera; Vespidae. The record is from RefSeq and is a predicted model, not a curated record. The transcript has 8 exons. Gene Ontology annotation, molecular function: serine-type endopeptidase activity.